UUGAUUGCUGGAGUCAGGAAGUUUUAUGAAUGAAGGGGGAGGGUUUUUUUUAUUUGUUUUUUGUUUUUAGCCUCGGAAGCGUCAUUCUGCCCCCGUCCUGAUGACGUCAGAGUCCCGAAGCCCCCGGUGUGACGUCACAUGGCGUCCUUUAUAAACGCGCGCGCGCCUCUCAGCUCCAUCCACUCUGCUGACCUGCAGACCCACAGCAUCAGAUCCAGCAGCAGAUACACCUGAGGAGUCCACUUCUGCAGGACAUGCGGGCGGUGUGUGUGUUCGUCCUGGCCUGUGUGGCGGUGUCCGGAGCUCCGGGGGUCCGCGGGCAGGACGGCCCGCCCGAAGAGGAGCUGUUCCAGCGGGCGGAGGAUCUGCUGCUGCGCUCCAUCCUCACACAGAUGGAGGAGCAGAACAGCGAGAACGAUCAGCCAGAGUGGAUGGAGAAGCGACAGCACCCGGGCAAGAGGCAGCACCCCGGGAAGCGUGAGGAGGAUCUGGAGCCGGAGACGGAGAUGGAGGAGCGCUGGAGGCGGCAGCACCCCGGGAAGCGCGCGCCGUUCGAUCUGGGCAUGCCAGAUGACCCCACCGCGCUCGGCGAGCUCUCCAAGAGGCAGCACCCAGGGAAACGCUACCUGAUGCUGCUCCACAAGCGGCAGCACCCCGGCCGGCGCGAGCUGCAGGAGGCAGAUGGAGACUCUGCGGAGGUGGAGAAGCGGCAGCACCCUGGGAAGAGGCGGUGCGAGGGCUGGGCGGACGCGGGCUGCGGGCUGCUGGAGCUGCUGGACACGAGCGGAGCCCCGGAGAAACGACAGCACCCGGGCCGGCGCGCGGAUCCGGAGGACGAGCUGCCGGGGCUAGAGUAACUCUCGGCGGGCGGGUGGACGGACGCAUCAGUAAGUGUUCGGUGCGACUCGCGGGAAACACACCUGUCUCUCCAUGUGCCGGUUUUCGAAGCGACAGUGCAAAGCCUCAUUCACCUGUGACGCGUUUUUGUUUCUCCGGCGCGCGUAAUUGCGCGGGGAGCCCCCCGGUGUCUGCUGUACACUGGGGUAAAGCUGGGUUUAUAUGCGCACAUUCAGACUGUCUCCUUGAUGAUGUGAUUACAGAAAAGUAUUGAUUACUAAUUCUAAAUAGUAGAAUCAUAUUAUCAGCCGAUGACUGUCAAAGUGCAACACUCUUUAGAGUCCAUUAAUAGUGCUGGUGUUGUUUUGAAGUCAGACAUGCAUGCCACUUCAGACCCAAUAUUUAAAGUGUAAUGUGUUAAACAGUAUAGGCAGUGGGCCACGAUUGUCACUGUUCAAAUAUGAACGAAUGUGCGAAAAUAAAACUCUUCCUCAAUGUCUGUCUGCCUGUGCUGUCGGAUUUUCCUACCUCCAUUCAAGUAUGAUAGUGAUUGUCUGAUAAUGUGAUUCAGUGUUUUCUGAAAUUAUAUUAUUAAGGAGAAAGACAGAAUGUGUGAAUAUGAAACCAGCUUUAGCCCAAUGUCAAACCGUCCCAUAACUCUUAUUCCAAAAGUAGGUAGCAGUGAAUAUGCGGCCCAUCGGAUUGUACUUUCAGUGUCAAUGCUUGAUGUAGUUUGUUAGUCAAACACAGUGUUGUGUAUAACCCGAUGGGUAUCAUGAUUUGACCGGACACCGGCGAGAAAUGCUCCUGAGCUGACCGGAGAUCUGCUCUCUCUGUCGGUCUGUUCUGGAAGCAUUUCCGCGGUCAUCAUCACGGAUCUCGCACUUUUGCUCAGUGUAAAUGCCAUCGGAUUUGGGUUCGCAAAAACUGUGAAACGGGUUGCCGAGAUAUUUUUCUACAGUGAUUUAAUUCUUGCAUGAGCUGACCUGUACAUUCCCAUGAUUUAUUUUUGUUCGAUUGAUAAAAGAGCAUAUAAAUGAUGAUGAUGAUGAUGAUG
Molecule: messenger RNA, 1894 nt
Organism: Danio aesculapii
Lineage: Eukaryota; Metazoa; Chordata; Actinopteri; Cypriniformes; Danionidae
Gene: trh
Product: thyrotropin-releasing hormone
Exons: 3
Coding region: 255-857 (200 amino acids)
Biological process (GO): hormone-mediated signaling pathway
Cellular component (GO): extracellular region
Molecular function (GO): thyrotropin-releasing hormone activity
Source: RefSeq, a predicted model, not a curated record